Syzygium oleosum is the source of this 1688-nucleotide messenger RNA. Its product is annotated as premnaspirodiene oxygenase-like. The transcript has 2 exons. The record is from RefSeq and is a predicted model, not a curated record. Gene Ontology annotation, molecular function: heme binding; iron ion binding; monooxygenase activity. Lineage: Eukaryota; Viridiplantae; Streptophyta; Magnoliopsida; Myrtales; Myrtaceae. The coding region runs from base 51 to 1577 and encodes 508 amino acids.
GGCAAAAUCUUCACCAAAACACAAGAACCGCCUAUUAUUAGCUUUUCAGGAUGCUUCAGCUCUCUGCCUUUUCCUUCAUCCUUUCACUGUCUCUCUUUUUGUUCAUUCUAAUUAAAGUGAUCUCUAGCAGACAUGGAACAAAAGGGUUCAAUCUAAGGUUGCCCCCAGGCCCCAAGAAGUUGCCACUGAUUGGGAAUUUGCACCAGAUGUUCGGCGAACUCCCGCACCAUCGCCUAAACAAGUUAGCCAAAACAUAUGGACCAGUUUUCUAUCUUCAACUCGGCGAGCUUCCCGUCGUAACAAUUUCCUCUCCUGAAGCGGCCAAGGAGGUCCUCAAGACCCAAGAGCUCGCUUUUGCCAACAAGCCACCGUUUCCAGUGGCCGAACUGACGAGCUACGACAACUCGAGCGUGUUCUUCGCCCCCUACGGAGAAUACUGGAGGCAACUCCGCAAGGUCUGCGUUUUGGAACUUCUGAGUGUCAAGCGCGUGCGGUCAUUCACAUGGGCACGAGAAGAGGAGGUGAACAGUCUCGUCAAGUACAUCGGAUCGUCGUUGGGUCUCCCUCUCAAUCUCAGCGCUAGGAUCUUCGCUUGCACGAAUUCCAUCAUUUGCAAGGCGGCUUUCGGCCAGAGGUGCAAGCAGCAGGACGAGUUCAUCUCGACGCUCGAGGAAGCCUUGAGGUUGGCAAGUGGGUUCGGCCUAGCCGAGCUUUUCCCUUCCCUUUGGUUUCUGAUCUAUAUUAACGGGAUGAAAUUCAAGUUGGACAAGAUAAAGCGGAAGUACGACGAAAUCUUGAAUACUAUUCUUGCUGACCACAAAAUGCAACGAGAACAAUGCUCAGUUAGGCCAGAAGAUGCGUCGGACAAAGAAGAUCUGGUCGAUGUGCUACAGCGUCUCCAGGAGUCUGAUGAGAUCGGAUUUCAUCUCACCACGGACAACAUUAAAGGCGUCAUCUUGGAUAUAAUUGCUGCGGGAAGCGAGACAUCAUCGACAAUGCUCAUAUGGGCGAUGUCGGAAAUGCUCAAGAGCCCGAAGGUGAUGGCCAAGGCGCAGAACGAGAUACGGCAGGUUUUAAAGGGAAAGGACCGUGUUCAAGAAUCGGAUAUCGAAGAACUCCAUUACCUGAAGUGCAUUAUCAAAGAAACUCUCAGAAUGCACCCACCAGGACCGUUGAUCCCCAGAGCACCGAGGGAAGGGUGCAAGGUCAACGGAUACGAUAUUCCUAUGAACUCGAGAGUCAUUAUUAAUGCAUAUGCUAUAGGGAGAGAUCCAAGAUACUGGACAAAUCCGGAGAAAUUCGAGCCCGAGAGGUUUGUCGAAUCUUCGGCGGAUUAUAAGGGGAUGCACUAUCAAUUCCUUCCAUUUGGAUCUGGUCGGAGGAUCUGUCCAGGCAUUGCAUUCGCAGCAGCCAGCAUCGAACUUAUACUUGCAUCACUGUUGUAUCAUUAUGAUUGGAAGCUAGCAAAUGGGCAAGCGCUGGAACAACUCGACAUGACUGAAGUUUUAGGUGCUACAGCUGGGAGAAAGGAUGAUCUGUAUGUAAUUGCUUCACCAUGUGCUUUGAUUUCACCUUGAUAAAGAAGGCAUGUGGAAGACCGUCCUUCAUUGGAAAAAUGUAUUAUUUAAAAACUUGUUGUGACAUUGAAGUGAAAUAAGAUCGAGGUUCUCCGUUGUUCUGAACCAAAA